GUCUAUUUUUCCAAACCAAAAAGGGGCUAUAAUGGGCAAUUUUCCGAAUUAGCGGGGGAGAUUUCUAUCUGCGCGUGGCUUCUUCCUCUUCUUCUUUAGCGUCUGCAAAGAGUAAGAAUGAACAGGUUAAUUAGAAGAAACCUUACUGUUAAUGUAUUUGGAUUGAAGACUCGAUGGAAAAACUUCUGCUCUGAUUCAGCUGCAAAAGUUUCUGGCUCAAAUGGAAACCAUAGCUAUGUACAAGGGGAGAAGCCAGGUUCCACAGAUAACUUUCCUCAACAUGACAUUGCUAUAGUUGGAGGUGGCAUGGUAGGCAUGGCCUUAGCUUGCUCCUUAGCAAGCAUGCCAUUGACUAAGCAGUUGUCUAUUGCCAUUAUUGACAGCAAUCCAGCUUUAAAGGGUGGAGCCAGCCUUAAGAAAGGCAGUCCUCCUGAUCCAAGAGUGAGCACGGUGACUCCUGCAACUAUAUCUUUCUUCAAAGACAUUGAUGCAUGGAAAUAUGUUGAAGAACAACGGCAUGCAUACUUUGACAAGAUGCAGGUUUGGGAUUAUACAGGCUUAGGUUACACAAAGUACCAUGCAAGAGAUGUUAAUAAAGAAUUUUUAGGCUGCGUGGUGGAGAACAAAGUGCUUCAAAGUUCCUUGUUAUCGCGCGUACAGUGUACAGAUGCUCAAACAACAAUAUACUCUUCCAGAUUAACCUCAAUGGACUUACGCCCAAGUGGUUCACCGACAGUGGCCGCUAAAAUAUCUUCUAAGACAACAUUGAAUGAUCCAGGUCAUUUAGCAAAAUUGGACCUGAGUGAUGGCAGCAGUUUAUAUGCAAAAUUAGUGGUUGGUGCAGAUGGCUCCAAGUCACGUGUUAGAGAGUUAGCUGGGUUUAAAACAACUGGAUGGAAUUACUCCCAGAAUGCAGUUAUCUGUACAGUGGAACACACACAGGAAAACCGUUGUGCGUGGCAACGAUUUUUGCCUUCUGGACCAAUUGCACUUUUACCAAUUGGGGAUAACUAUAGUAAUAUAGUUUGGACUAUGAACCCAAAAGAGGCCACAGACCGUAAGUCAAUGGAUCAGGAUGAUUUUGUGAAGGACGUAAAUUCUGCUUUGGAUUGCAGUUAUGGUCCUCCUCCAAAGUCCAGCAUAUUUGGAAGUCAUAACCUUUUUUCAUGGCUGAACCCGGAUGUCACUGUAUCAGUAGAUGAAGGAUUCGAAGUGCCUCCAAAGGUGGUCAAGUUAGCAUCUGAAAGAAUGGUCUUCCCUUUGUCUUUGAAUCACGCCAAGAACUAUGCUUCAAAGCGUGUGGUUUUGAUUGGUGAUGCAGCACACACUGUUCAUCCUUUGGCUGGUCAAGGUGUUAAUUUAGGUUUUGGAGAUGCCCUUUCACUUUCUAAAGUAAUUGCUGAAGGAGUUGCGCUUGGAUCCGACAUUGGAGAGGUGACAUUGAUGAAGAAAUAUGAAGCAGAGAGAAAACCUGCUAAUAUUGCUAUGAUGGCUAUUCUGGAUGGGUUUCAGAAGGCCUAUUCUGUGGAUUUUGGACCUCUCAACGUCUUACGUGCUGCUGCUUUUCAUGGGGCUAACUAUAUUUCUCCUCUCAAAAAGAGUAUUAUUUCAUAUGCGUCAGGAGAUCAGAGGCUCCCUCUCUUCACUUGAGGGGAAAUGAAAACAAACAAAAAAAGAAGAAUGGCAAUUUUGUAGAUAGCAACAUACAAGUUCUUAUGUCAAAAUGAAUUAGUUUUUUAUCCCCGUAAUGCUAUGGAAUAAAAUUCGUUUGUUUGUAGAGAAAUUUCUUAUAUGUUUGCAUCAUGGGGUUUUGUAAUUGUUUGCCAAAUAUGAAUGCUAAGAAGUUUGAGAGUUGGAAACUUUGAUUUGAUUAUUUUUCUCAA
This is a messenger RNA of Cucumis melo (muskmelon), 1883 nucleotides long. RefSeq lists its product as uncharacterized. Gene Ontology annotation, biological process: xanthophyll biosynthetic process; carotene biosynthetic process; ubiquinone biosynthetic process. Lineage: Eukaryota; Viridiplantae; Streptophyta; Magnoliopsida; Cucurbitales; Cucurbitaceae. Gene Ontology annotation, molecular function: 2-octaprenyl-6-methoxyphenol hydroxylase activity; FAD binding; oxidoreductase activity, acting on paired donors, with incorporation or reduction of molecular oxygen, NAD(P)H as one donor, and incorporation of one atom of oxygen. The record is from RefSeq and is a predicted model, not a curated record. Gene Ontology annotation, cellular component: mitochondrion. The transcript is spliced from 10 exons. Bases 118 to 1650 code for a protein of 510 amino acids.